GACCUGCUGCUGCAACCCUGUGGGAAAGACCUCCAAACAGUUACACACAGGGCUGACCGUGGUUGUCGGUGGACAUUUUUGACUCUGUAAUCCCCUCAAAAAUGGAGUAAUUGGAUCCAGAGCAUUGCUGUGGGAUGUUGGGAGAAGGAAACUCAUUUGUAACUCAAAUGAGUUUCUAUUAUUUUGCCUGGCGUCUCUCCUGUGGACUAUUUUUCUCUUUCCAGGACUGUAUUCUCUAGCAUCUUUGCCCAUGUCCAGUUGAGAUGUACCAGUAAAUCUGUACCAGCUCUACCAGGGCAGUUAUUGCCUUGUGUGUAAGCUGAAACAGAGGUGAAGGUGACCAACUUCGUCACUGGGCGUCAUAACACAUCUGAAUAUGAAUCUGACACAGAGAAUCAAACUGAUGAAGCACUUUGGCUCUGUGCCACCGGAGGCUCCUCCACCGCUCCUGAUAGUGCCUAAACCAGGCAUGGAGGAGUUGCUGAUAUGGGAGCAGCACACGAUAAUGCUGAACAAGGACCCCAAGUUAGGGUUUGGUUUUGCCCUAUCUGGUGGCAAGGACAAGCCCCACCCAGAUACUGGGGACACAGCCGUGGUGGUGUCUGAUGUGCUACCAAACGGACCAGCCAUGGGGAGGCUGUUCACAAAAGACCAGAUUGCCAUGGUCAAUGGAGUGUCUAUGGAGAACGUCCACUCUAACUUCACCAUUCAGAACCUCAAGGCAUGUGGCAAGACAGCCAAUAUUACAGUGAAACGUCCUCGAAAGAUCCAGAUCCCAGCGACUUCAAAGCCAUCUCGAGCUGCCUCCCACUCCAACCUGCUGGACAAGGACCCACCGACCAGACGGACACGACGCUACUCUGAUGGCAGCGACAAGGGCCGCGACUAUAACCGCUAUCACGCUCGACCCCGCAGCUCCACCCCUGAGCGUAACGGUCAUGGAAACACACUGCCACUCAUGUCCUCUGGGUAUAAGAGACUGCCGCACCAGGACGUGGCUGAAAAACCCAUUAGAACCACUCUAGUUAAGAAGAAACUCGCAGAUGAGUAUGGGUUAAAGCUCGGCAGCCAGAUCUUCAUUAAACACAUGACAGAAACGGGCCUGGCUGCCAAGGAAGGCACCCUGCAGGAGGGAGACCUCAUUCUGAAGAUAAAUGGCAUGACAACAGAGAACCUGUCUCUGCUGGAGACCAAGCACCUGGUGGAGAAGAGCCGGGGAAAGCUGACCAUGACGGUCCUCAGGGACAAUCGCAAGUUCCUGGUCAGCAUACCGGAGAUGGAGGACAGUGCCCCCAACAGCGAGGAGGACCGCCGCAGAGACAGUAGCUCUGAACUGGAGGACAUUUCAGACCUUGACACAGACAUCCCAUCUCCUAAAGACAGAGUGUCCCGUCCUCCAACCAGAGAAAAACGUACACGCCGAACCAGAGCUGAGCCCCCUCCUCCGGUCAAGUCCCGUGACUCAUCGCCAGUGCGUUCCACAUUGACCCGGCUGCAUCCUAAGGCCUACCCAUCUCGAAGAGCCCCAUCUGAGUCUGAUUCCGACCACGAUGCCUCCCCUCCUCCCCCUGCAAGGAGAGACAGAGACAGUCCUGACAUAAGGGACCACACUGAUAAAUACAGAAGCCUUUCAGGGUUGUCCACCCUCCCCAACCACAGAACCUCCCCUGUCGUCCACAGCUGGGCCUCCCCACGCCCUUCAUCCUCUACUUCACGGCCCCGCAGGCCUGUUUCUGACUCAGACUCAGACCGCAGUGCCUCUACUCCCCCCCGGAGAGAGAGCCCCCGCCCAGACUCCAGAUACAAAGUUCUCCCUGACCUGCCUCACAAUAUGAUGAGGGCCUCCCCAAUCACUGUUCGCCAGGACCCUCCGCGGAGAGUCAGCUCACCUCUCAGGGUCCCACCCCCAGACUCUGAGUCCGAGUCAGAUGGCAGCUCAGGCCCCCCCCAGAGGCAGGGCACCGCCUACAGCCAGAGCUCCCACAACAGAUACAGAGUCCUCCCGGAUGUAUCCCAUCAGCCCCAGGUGGAGCCACCACGCUGGAGGGCCCCCAGCGUCACUACCAGCAUCCCGCCACAGAAAGCUUGCUCAGAAUCGGAGUCAGAGGCCAGCUAUGCAUCUGUCCCUCGCAGGGACUCCACAGACAGUGGAAACUCCAAUAACUCCAACAGGCCCAAGAACCGCUACAGAGUCCUUCCCGAAACCAAGCCCAAUCCAAUCCCAGUGAAAAGGGAGCCAUCUAGACCACCUCCUGAUGAUUCCUCAGAGUCGGACCAACUUUCACAUUUAAGGAGGUCUGGGAGCUCAGAGCGAGGCAGCAACCAUGGCAUUCCUCGAGCUGCUAAUGGAGCAGGAACUCUUAGGUCAGGAAUUUCAGUGAAGAGCAACCCUCAAAACUACUCCAAGCCAGUAGAGGAGCCCAUCUACUCCCUACCCCCAGACUCUUACCCUACCCCAAACCUCGGGUACAGCUCAGAUCUGAACACAGUGUCCUUUGUGAAGGAGGGCAGUGUGGGUCUGAGGUUGGUAGGGGGCAAUGACGUUGGUAUUUUUGUUGGUGGAGUUCAGCCAAAUAGCCCUGCCCAUGAACAGGGUAUGAGGGAGGGAGACCAAAUCAUGCAGGUAAAUAAAGUAGAUUUUGGCCAUUUUACGCGAGAGGAGGCUGCCAACUUCCUCCUCAACAUCAAGAGAGGGGAGCAGGUGCAAAUCCGCACACAAAACAAGAUGGACCUUUACAAGAAGAUCCUCAAGUCAAACCUGGGAGACAACUUCUACAUAAGGACACACUUUGACCACGAGGCGGACAGUGGCAUCGGCCUGAGCUUCACGAGAGGAGAGGUGUUCAGGGUGGUGGACACCAUGCACCGUGGGAAGCUGGGAAACUGGCUGGCCAUCCGUAUGGGGAAUGACCUGCAUGAGCUGGAUAAGGGCAUCAUCCCCAACCAGCCCAGAGCUGAGACGCUAGCCAGCAUGGAGCAGGCACAGAGGGGUAGUGGAGAAAGGCAAGUGGCUGGUCCCAGAGCCGAGUUCUGGAAGCUGCGAGGGCUCAGGGGGGGCAAAAAAAAUGUCCGGAGGACUCGUGAUGACCUUCUACAACUUACCAUUCAGGGCAAAUUCCCAGCUUAUGAAAGAGUUCUGCUCAGAGAAGCUAAUUUCAAACGGCCCAUUGUCAUUCUGGGCCCUCUCAAUGAUAUUGCCAUGGAGAAGUUGGCCAGAGAGAUGCCGGAUGAAUAUGAAAUGGCAGAAAUGGUGCCCCGCAGUGGAGGAGACAGUGGUUCCACAGUAAUAAAACUGGACACAGUGAGAAAGAUAGCUGAGAAGGGUAAGCACCCUCUGCUGGACAUCACUCCUACUGCAGUGGAAAGGCUGAACUACAUCCAAUACCACCCAAUGGUGCUGUUCCUGGACCCACACAGCCGCAAGGAAGUCAAGGCCAUGAGGCAAAGGUACAGCCCCAACUCCAACAAGAGCUCAAGACGCCUUUAUGCACAAGCCCUGAAGAUGAGGAAACACUGCGGCCAUCUAUUUGCUGCUCGUAUUGAUUUGCAGCCCAGCUCCAAUGUUUGGUAUGAGAGUCUCAAGGACAAGAUCCGCCACCAGCAGGCUAAACCUGUCUGGGUGUCUGAAGUUACGUUGGAGAGUGGCGGAGAGCAUGACCUGGAUGCACUCGACCGCAGCCACUCCGACUACCUCAGUGCUGCUAGCGACCUAGAGGAUACUGAUGGAGAAGUCUAUACUGAUGGAGAGGCCUACACUGACAACGAGGACCUGGAUGAGGCUUUCCCAAGCCAGGACAGCGCCAGGCCUCUGCGGAGCUCCAGGAUAACGGGAACCGCGCUAGCCCGGUCUUCUGAGCCUGCCUCUACUCUCCACAGCCCUGAGAUAGACCCUGAGCCCCAUCCGGACUCGUAUGAAAUCAGAGAAAUCCCACCCCUGAUGCAUGUGCCUGAGCCCAAAUCAUCCCGCCGUGAAAAUGUCAGCCCACCUCAUAGCGCCACCCAGGAGACCUCCUCUCACCGCAGUUUUUCAGACUCUGAUUUUAGCAUCAAUGAUCCGGUCGCCCCCACUACACCAUCAGACGGACCCCCGGACUUCAGAGCCCCAGACCCCUCAAAGCUGAACUCCGUUCCCCAGUCUUCACCUCCAGAGCUGGAACCUGAGAGCCCCCAACUCGCCUCCCUGUCCACCAUUGAGGAAAAAUUACAGCAGGCCCGCUUGGCAGAGCCACAGGUGGCAGCACAGGAAACAACAAAGUCUUCCCCUCAGUUCAUUGUGCUGGCUCAUCACCAGGCUGUCCAGUACCGACGCACUCAGAUCCGAGGCAGUGACAGCUCUUCGGAAGAGGACGAGGCUGAUGACAUUGAAUGGGGUCCAGCGACAGAACUUUAAACGCAGUACUCACAGGACCCCAUAGAACUGUCAUCUAGAAGUGGCCCCAACUCUGGACCCAGCUCAGUAGGGGACACAAUUCCAAAAUUUAAGCCAGCAGUGUGAACCCCGCUACUGCCUUACAAUGAUGAAUUUACAAUGAAUUUUAGGCCUUUACUCUAGGCCUAAAAGCUGUCGUCUACCAAUCUGAAAGGGACACAAUUGUAAUUUCACUUCUUCCUACAAAAUUGCCCGCAAGAGAGCAGAUGUUUGGUAUGUUAAUUUUUCAACCAAACCAAUGUUUUGUCUUAAGAUGUUCAUGGUGUGGCAUGUUGAAGCAGGUGUGUUUACAGUGGGAUUUCUGGAUUCUUUUUAGACUGUCUCGCCCUGGACAGGUUCUCGGAUAAAAAAUUAUGUUGGAAGUGCCUCCUCACUUUUUUUUUUUUGCUUUUGAAUAUUUAAACCUCACUGUAAAGAUAAUUGUUUUUGCUAUUGUACAAAACAACUUUAACCAAUUCUAGAGAUUGCUUGAAAUACGAAUAUUUUACUGUCAUGUAUCCAUGUUCUCUUGCUACGGAUACAGGGCUGUGUCACAAGGAUAUUCAUGAAACAUUUGGAUGUACCAACAUUUUCGUUUUCACUACAUUAAACUGUUUUUA
Lampris incognitus (smalleye Pacific opah) is the source of this 5028-nucleotide messenger RNA. RefSeq names its product tight junction protein 3 (gene tjp3). Bases 377 to 4390 code for a protein of 1337 amino acids. The transcript has 30 exons. The record is from RefSeq and is a predicted model, not a curated record. Gene Ontology annotation, cellular component: bicellular tight junction; plasma membrane. NCBI's taxonomy places the organism in Eukaryota, Metazoa, Chordata, Actinopteri, Lampriformes, Lampridae. Gene Ontology annotation, molecular function: cell adhesion molecule binding. Gene Ontology annotation, biological process: protein localization to cell-cell junction; positive regulation of blood-brain barrier permeability; cell-cell adhesion.